AUUUCGAUUUCCCCCCCCCCCCCAAAUCUCAAUUUUCUUAAAUUCCUUUUUCUUCUCUCAGAUCACCCAUUUCUCUCCGCCCUCUGUGAUUUCCAGGGUUUAGAUUCCCCCCACAAAUCUAGGGUUUCCGUAAUUCUCUGCCAAAGUCUCGAUCUUGACUCGAUUGGUUCGUACCCAUGGCGUCCGAAGCCCUAGAGGAGAAGAAGCCGGAGGAAGAAGCUCCUGUGGAGGACAAGCACGAGAUUGAAGCUAGAGAGGAGGCCGGUGAAGAAGAAGAGAGGGAGGAGCUGCCGGAAGUUUCCGAGAAGGCGACGGAAAACGAAGGAGAGGUAGCUGAAGAAGGUGAGGAAAGUCAGGAAACUCCGAAGAAAGGUAAGAGGGGUCGGAAAGCUAGCUCAGAGAGCCAGACUGAGUCGAAGAAGCGAGGUGGAGACUCAGCUGAGAAGAAGAAGCUGAAGAAGGAAGGUGAAGUGGAGAAGAAGGAGCCGGUCACUCCGGUCAGUGAGAGGCCGACCAGGGAGAGGAAAGUUGUUGAGCGCUACUCGGCUCCCGAGACUGGGAGGUCUUCGGCGACAAAACCAUUGAGCAUUGAAAAGGGUCCUGGGACUCAGCUCAAGGAUAUACCGAAUGUGGCGUUCAAGUUAUCGAAGAGAAAACCUGAUGACAACCUGCAAUUACUGCACACAAUUCUUUUUGGGAAGAAAGCAAAGUCUCACGCUUUGAAGAGAAAUAUCGUCCAGUUUUCAGGUUAUGUGUGGGCUGAGAAUGAGCAAGAAAAACAGAGGACAAGGGUAAAGGAGAAACUUGAUAAGUGUGUUAAAGAAAAGUUGAUGGAUUUUUGUGAUGUGCUUAAUAUUCAAAUCAAUAAAGCUGGCACAAAGAAGGAGGAACUUUCUGUUAAGUUAUUGGAGUUCUUGGAAUCCCCACAUGCUACAACCGAUGUUCUGCUUGCUGAAAAGGAAAAGGAGCAGAAAGGGCAAAAGCGUAAGAAGAAGGUUACACCAAGUAAGACUGCAGGUUCUGGAGAUGGAUCACCGGAAACACCAGCCAAGAAACAGAAGGACACUUCCAGUGCUCAAAAGAAUGAAGAGACAACCAAAGAUGAAGAAGACGUACUUGAUGAUAAAGUUGAACCUUCAGAUUCAAAAGAUGAUCUUGAGGGAGAUGAUGAUGAAAAGAUGAAUGAAGAAAAUGAUCACGGGGAUAAAUCUGAUGAAGACGAAGAUGAUUUAAAGGGUCAGGUAGCAAGUCCAAAACGUUCAUCAAAAGAUGUGAAAGAGAGUUCAAGGGCUAAAACCGGGGGGAAGUCAACACCAGCUAAGAAGAAAACCACCCCAAAAUCUGUGAAAACUACUACAGAUUCUGAAAAGAAACCUCGUUCUUCAAAAAGAGGUGCAACUGAUGUUGAUGGAGCUUCUGGUUCUAAAGCAAAGGGAUCUGUGAAAAAACAGAAGAACGAAAAGGAAAGCCCAAAAGAUAGCAAGACAAAAUCCACUAGCAAGAAACAGUCAAGCAAGUCGCCAGCGAAGGUUCCAGCAAAGGACCAAGUGAAAGGAAAAACUAGCAAGAAAGCAAAGGCAGAGCCCACAAAAGAAGAUGUACAUGCUGUAAUUGUUGACAUUCUGAAGGAAGUGGACUUCAAUACUGCAACUUUAUCUGAUAUUCUCAAACAACUUGGUACCCACUUUGGUAUUGAUUUAAUGCAUAGAAAGGCAGAGGUGAAGGAUAUAAUUACUGACGUGAUAAAUAACAUGACUGAUGAGGAUGAAGACGAAGCAGCUGGUGAUGAUUCUGAGAAAGAGGACCAUGAUGCUUAGUUGGCAGUUGAUAGUGGAUCAGUGCUCAUACAUGACCCAGCAGAAUAUUAACAUGUGGUGCAUUGAGGUAAUUCAUAGCUUAAGAAUGGAUAAAAUGACUUUGGAUCCUGGGUUCCAGGUGUCUGUACCAUAUUUAUUAACAUAUUAGUAGCGUUAAACUGACCUCAGAUUCAUAUGAUAGUUUUGUGAAUUUGAUUUUCAAGUUUAAACCCCCUUCUGUAAGAGUUGUUUAGAUGUAAUUGUCAGCUUGCUUUCCAUUAGAAUUGAGUUGUAAGUGGGUUUAAUAUCGUCUAUUUUUCUUCCCUGUGAACAAUUUUCUAUAUUCAUUAUGUUAUUAUGAAUAUUUGUCUAGUCACAAUAGA
Molecule: messenger RNA, 2179 nt
Organism: Argentina anserina (silverweed cinquefoil)
Lineage: Eukaryota; Viridiplantae; Streptophyta; Magnoliopsida; Rosales; Rosaceae
Product: DEK domain-containing chromatin-associated protein 1-like
Exons: 11
Coding region: 177-1817 (546 amino acids)
Biological process (GO): chromatin organization; regulation of double-strand break repair
Cellular component (GO): nucleus
Molecular function (GO): DNA binding; histone binding
Source: RefSeq, a predicted model, not a curated record